Molecule: messenger RNA, 816 nt
Organism: Culex pipiens pallens (northern house mosquito)
Lineage: Eukaryota; Metazoa; Arthropoda; Insecta; Diptera; Culicidae
Exons: 1
Coding region: 1-816 (271 amino acids)
Source: RefSeq, a predicted model, not a curated record
AUGGAACAUCUCAACGACCUCGAUUUUGCGGAUGACAUUGUGCUGUUCUCGCAGAGAGGAAACGACAUGCAGAACAAGCUGGAUGACCUAGCUGCAUGCUACUCGGCGGCGGGUCUGAAAGUCAAUGUCUCCAAGACCAAGUCGAUGGCAGUGAACACGGAACGCGCUCAAGGCUUCACGAUAGCUGGUGAAAACGUUGAGAAGGUCGACACUUUCCAGUACCUUGGUAGGCAGAUUGCGCCUGAUGGUGGUACCAAGCUCGACAUAUCCACGCGGAUCAAGAAGGCAAGAAGUGCUUUCGCGGGUCUGCGCACCUUGUGGCGAUCAAACCAAAUCAGCUUGCGCACAAAACUACGGAUCUUCAACUCGAACGUCAAGUCGGUGUUGCUCUACGGGAGUGAGACCUGGUGCGUAUCGAGCCAGAACACGUCGAAGCUACAAGUCUUUGUGAACCGCUGCCUACGCAAUAUCCUUCGCGCCUGGUGGCCCCGAAACUGGGUAUCGAAUGCGGAGUUGCAUCGGUGGUGUCAGCAGAGGCCCAUUCACGUUGAGAUCCAAGAGCGCAAGUGGAGAUGGAUCAGCCACACGCUACGGAAGGAUGCGCACGAGAUCUGCCGAGAAGCGCCGGACUGGAACCCUCAAGGACAACGCGGUCGGGGCAGACCAAGAGGCUCAUGGCGGAGAAGCCUCCACCAAGAAAUCAGUGCUGUUGACGGGACGUUAAGCUGGCGCCAAGUGAAGGCGAAAGCAGAGAAUCGUCAACAGUGGAAAUCCUUCAACGCGGCCCUAUGCUCCACUGGGGAGCAGGACGCAUAA